Messenger RNA from Balaenoptera musculus (blue whale), 1593 nucleotides. RefSeq names its product gasdermin-D-like. Gene Ontology annotation, molecular function: phosphatidylinositol-4-phosphate binding; phosphatidylserine binding; phosphatidylinositol-4,5-bisphosphate binding. The transcript has 11 exons. Lineage: Eukaryota; Metazoa; Chordata; Mammalia; Artiodactyla; Balaenopteridae. Bases 1 to 1593 code for a protein of 530 amino acids. Gene Ontology annotation, biological process: defense response to bacterium; pyroptotic inflammatory response. The record is from RefSeq and is a predicted model, not a curated record.
AUGGACAGCCUGGCCAGUGCCCUGCGCCUGCGCCCCUUCUGCCUGGUGAGGAAGAAGCACAGACGCCACCUGUGGCCUUGGGACGCCCCCCUCAUCCCCACGGACUUCUCCCUCGUGGAUGCACUGGAGCCCGGCUCCCCCAUCCCGGCCUGGACCUCUCUCCCCGCCGAGGUGAGCCGCAGCGAACCCAUCCACCUCCGGGAGAUGGUGGCAGGGGCCGUGACGGGGGGCGUGAGCGUGGGCACCGGGCUGCAGGGGAGCGUGGCGGGGAGCGGCGUGGUGAGCCACAGCUCUGCCCUGGCUGUGCAGACCCUCAGGGCUCCCCCCAACACCUGGGAGACGCUGGUGGAGAAGAGGCCGGCGGACAGGCCAGCCGCCCGCCGUCCCCCCCUCCGCUGCCUGCGGCAACACAGAGUCCAGGCUGCCCGCUUCGAAAGGCCCCUGCGCGGGGGAGCCCUGGAGAGCAGCCCCACCAGCUCUGCCUCUCCUCCUGCCCACACCCCGCGCGCCCGGCAGGAGACCGAGCACUCCGAGGCCCUCGUUCCUCAGGGAGCUGCAGAGCCGCAAGGAGAGGGAGAGCCUGCGUGUGGCGACAAGGCCGUGGAGGCCGCAGAGGACGCCACGCUUCAGAGCCUCAGCCGAGGAGACGGAGCGGGGCGGCUGUCACUCCUCCGGCCCAGCCGUUUCAAGCUCCAGGGUCAGAGCACCAUGGCCAAAGAGAAGACGGUGGCCAUCCCACGGGGCACAGUCUUGGCCUACAGCGUGCUGCAGCUGGUGAUGGAGGAGGACCGCUGGGCUGUGCUGUACCUGCCUGAAGGAAAGCUCUGGAGAGACAGCAGCGGAGUCACCCCGUGUCACUCGGGCAGGGAGGGCCGUGUGCUCUCUCCCCAGUGGGAAGGAGAUGAGCUGGAAAAACCAGGACCAGGCUGUGGAGAGAAGGAUGGCACGGCCUCUGGCCGGGCCCCAGGUGAGGAGCCUGACUUCCGGGGCCUGCAGAGGCAGGCUAGGGCCCAGUUGCAGGACCUGGCCACGCUGCCCCCAGAGCUGCGGGACCCGCUGCUGGGCGCCCUCCAAGAGCUGCUCCAGGACCCUUGGGCACUGCAGGAGCUCGAGGACACACUGGAACAGGCCCUGGACACUGGGGUGCUGGGACAGCUGGGUGGCCCUGGGGGCCUCCUCCUAAUCAUCCUCCGGGACCCCUCAGGCAGCCUGUCACCCUCGAAAGGCAGGGCCAUCCUCUGCAUUCUUGGAGCGCUAGCAGACCUGAGCAGCCUCUGCCGGGUGGGCUACACCCAGGUUUAUUCACAGAUGGCGUUGGACUCCUCCCUUGCACCCGGCCGUCUGCUAGGGCCCGAGAGCACGGAGGGAAGAGGCAGCCCUGUCCGUCACAGGCUGCUCAAGGGGACACUCCAACAGGUGGCGAGCAUCUUAGAGCCAGACUUCAACCAGAUGGAGGAAACAACCUUCUCCCUCCCACCGGCCGUGCUCUCGUCCCUGCAGAGUGAGGAUGUGGCCCUCACCCGGAGCCUGGUGGAGGGCUGGCUGCAGCUGCUGGCCGGCCCCGGCCCUGCAGCCCUCCGGGCUGAUGCCUGA